GGGCUGGUAUUGACAAGAACGGUGGAAGCUUUGAUGGGGGAGAGGCUAAUUUUUGGAAUUAAUUCCUAUUUUGCAUUUUAUUCUCAAGGCCCUGAGUCAUUCUAUAGUUUUGGUAGCAGUCACCUAAAAGCAUCAUUCGAGGAAGUUAUUGUUUUCAUACUUGAUCGUGGCAAUUAUGUGGGGAAUGGUAGCUUGCAAGAGCUUGUACAGUAUCAGUGGCCACUUAAGCAUGUGAUGUGCAGAAUGACAGAACAGUCAAUUGGAUUAGUCAAGCGCUUUAGUAGCUUCCAUAACUGGUGCAAAAAUUUUGGCAUGUCAUAUGCUUCUUGGGGCUUCCUUAAUGAGACCUUGUCCAGUGGAUACUCUUUGCAAAUGGGUGAAGUUAAUUGCAUCUUACUGAAUUGUUCUUACUUGGUCGUGUUUAUAUGGUGGCUAGAAGGUAAGAUUUUCCACAACGAUAUUCAACUCUUACCUGGGGACAGUUCUAGUAUGUUAGCGCAUGGGCAUGUGGAAGAUUUGUCUUGGGUUAUGCCUAUUGAAUCUCUUGAAGUUAUGUGUUGGACUCAAGAGGAAACUCUCAAUUUUCAAAUUAUAGCCUUGAUGCAGAAAUUCAAUGAAAGUUUUGGGAAAACUCAAAUCUCAGGCAAGAAGCUGGAUUUCCUCACUCUACUGACUAUUGUUGUACGCACUGAGCUUCCCGCUAUUUCUUCACAAAUGACUACAGCUGUUCCACAUGGAAAAAUGGUGGAUAGAGGUAGGACAGCAAAAUUAAAAAGUGUUCCAAUGCAGCUAUUUUCCACUUUUCCUAAUGAGACUUAUGUUGAAUAUUUGAAACUGGAUGUGGCUCAUGGAAACUGGUUCAUGGACUUUGAAGAACCUAAAGCUGCUCAAAUUGGGCAAUCUGUUUACAAGGCUACUGUGGGUGAUUUAACAACAACUACAAUGGAACAGAACAAAGCAAAAGGAGAACAUCUGGAGCAGUUAGAAGUGCUGUUCCCAGACCCAGGGAACCAUUUCUAGGAGCUUCUCUCUAGGGUUUCCUACUUGUGAUCAUGAGGUAAUACCUUCAGGUGGUUUUCACUAUCUUCCUACUCUGGUCCUUUGCAGUUUGCAGUAGGUUUCCAAUUUAUUUUCUGUUCGUUGUGUAGAAAUUAAGGUUGGUAGUGUUU
This is a messenger RNA of Rubroshorea leprosula, 1169 nucleotides long. The record is from the annotation of a GenBank genome assembly. NCBI's taxonomy places the organism in Eukaryota, Viridiplantae, Streptophyta, Magnoliopsida, Malvales, Dipterocarpaceae.